AAACAAACGUCAAAUUCGAAAUGUCAGGCAGGCAGGUCGCUCAUUGCCUUCAGUUGCCUUUGUAUAUUUUAGAAACGAAUUUGUUGAAGUAAAUAUUGGCUCGUUCUAAUUUGUUCUUUUAGCAUAAUAUGUUGAUAUUUAAGUGUGGCUUGAUCAUUCUCACAGCGACAUAUAUCGUAUCUCUGUGUUUCCAAGUUUCGCAAGACACAAAUUCUUUGGAUACUGGCCUUGCUUUUUUGUUCAUAGCCAGCGGAGUUAUUGCUGGCAAAAUAUUAUAUGACAGAUACCAGCAAAUACAUAUACUCGGCUCACUAACACCGAAUCCAAAUGUUACUUCAUUUGCAAAUAGGAUAGCUUCCUUUUCAGCUUCAUUCCUCUCUCUGGGCUUCCUGGUAUACUUCUUCCUUUUCCUGUUUAAGGUGGAUAACCAUUGCCUCACGGCAUUGAAUAUCUUUAUAUGUGGAUUUGGCACUUUAUACAUAUGGAUGCAGUGCAUCCUCACGACUUAUAUCUCGACUCUGUUUUAUGACAAAAGAUUAACAGUGUUUCGGCAAUGCCUUGCCAAUUUGAGCUUCCUUGUUUUGGUGUUGAUGGCAAUAUUCGGCACUGUGACGUCAUUUUUGCCAUUAAAUGGUUCAAGCGCAAUCUACUUCUGUUUCGUAGUGACUUCCCUUUGUAGCAACAUAUUAGCGGCAAUAUUUUGCGUCUUUAUAUUGACUUUUGAAAAAGAAUAUGAAUAUUUUUCUGAGGGUUUACGAUCAGAGCUUCUGCUCGACGAUGGCAGUUCUUUAGACAAUGCAUCGUUGUCUGACAUGGAUAGCAUAUUUGGGGCCCAAGAAUCAACUUCGAGUACAAUCGUCAUAAAGGGUAACAUAACGUGCCCCAAGGUCUCCUGACCCGAGGCCGUGCCCGACGCGGGCACGGUACUCCAGCAAUCGACUGCCGGGACUCCCUUGUCGCCUUCCUACGGCAGCUUCGGUAACACUAAAAUAAGCGUCGUUAAUAUUAAGCAAAAUAAUAAUAACGAAGAACGAGAACACAUAGACCCUCUUGAGGACAAUGACAGCGGUAUGUCAUCCGAGGAAACUGAUGAUUCUCUCAAACUACACUUAAGCCCUAACAAUAAUGAUAACGUAAGUAAACAUUUAAGUUCAAUCGUAGAAGAUAAACAAGAAGUAAUAACGAAGUGCCUAACUAUAGAACCUCAUUGUGCUGAGCACGGGAAUGAGAUUCCGAGUUGUUCGACCGCUGUUAAUCAUGUAAGUGUUUUUAUUGGAAACAAUGAGGCCAGGUCUCACCAGGCGGAGCCUAAAGAUCUGAAUGUUGAUAAAAAAGUUUCAGAUUAUAUUGUGAUAGAUCUGACAUGUGAUGUCGACAACGUUCGUGCGUUGUCUAAAGGUAAAAAAAAGGUUGUCGGUACAAAAAAACGUAACGUUGAUUGUGAUUAUUCAAGUAUACCUAGUGUAGAAUCGAGCCAAAGUUUAGUUCCUGUUGCGAACAACGAACUUGUGAAUACCGAGAAUCAGAAGUUGCUCAGCCUGUCUCUGUCAAUACUUCUCGCUGCCUUGUUGCAAGCGAUGCGCUGUUUCGCCCAGUUCUUAGAAGAUAUUGUGGUUCCUCAACGGUAAUAAAUAAUUAUAUUGUGUUCCUUUGUAUUUUUGGUGCAGUAUUCAUUAUUAUGUGUAAGAUUACGAAAUACCAAUGACAUUAUAUUUAAUUACAUUGUAA
Messenger RNA from Helicoverpa zea (corn earworm), 1728 nucleotides. RefSeq lists its product as uncharacterized. The coding region runs from base 129 to 896 and encodes 255 amino acids. NCBI's taxonomy places the organism in Eukaryota, Metazoa, Arthropoda, Insecta, Lepidoptera, Noctuidae. The transcript is spliced from 7 exons. The record is from RefSeq and is a predicted model, not a curated record.